This is a messenger RNA of Quercus lobata, 2061 nucleotides long. RefSeq lists its product as uncharacterized. The record is from RefSeq and is a predicted model, not a curated record. The coding region runs from base 1 to 2061 and encodes 686 amino acids. Gene Ontology annotation, molecular function: nucleic acid binding; RNA-DNA hybrid ribonuclease activity. The transcript is spliced from 3 exons. NCBI's taxonomy places the organism in Eukaryota, Viridiplantae, Streptophyta, Magnoliopsida, Fagales, Fagaceae.
AUGGAUGUGGUAUCGGAAGGGGCAAAGUGUGAGAAGCUAGAAGAAAUUGUUAUAGAUGGUGAUCCGGAAAAUUUUUUCCAAAUCGGAGCUCAACUGCCUUCUCGAGAGAAGGAAAAGUUAAUAGCGUUUCUUAGAGAGAACGUUGAUGUAUUUGCGUGGAAUGCUUAUAAGCUCCUGGGGAAGCAACCACCUCGGUGCUCAUCCAAAGAGCAUUCUGACACUGUCAAGGAGGAGGUGAACAAGUUUAAGCAAGCUAGGGCUAUUAAGGAAGUUUUCUACCUUGAGUGGUUGGCCAAUACAGUGAUAGUGAAAAAGAAGAGUGGGAAAUGGAAUUACCACUACAAGGUGAUGCCCUUUGGUUUAAAAAAUGCAGAGUCUACUUAUCAGAGGAUGAUGACCAGAAUGUUUGAGCUACAACUAGGAAAAAACAUUGAGAUUUAUAUAGAUGACAUGGUGGUUAAGAGUAAGCUGGAAUCCGAGCAUAUUAAUGAUCUCGGGGAUAUCUUUGGGUUCUUGAGGAGACACAAACUGCGACUUAAUGCUUCUAAAUGCUCUUUUGGCGUCGGAUUAGGGAAGUUCUUGGGGUACAUGGUUACCCAUCUCGGAAUUGAAGUCAACCCUGACCAAAUUAAAGCAAUUAACAACUUACAGCCACCUCGGAAUCCCAAAGAGGUCCAGAAGUUGACAGGAAUGACUGUUGCUCUAAACCAAUUCAUUUCUCGGUCAGCAGACAGGUGUAGGCCUUUCUUCCAGUUGUUGAACAAGUGGAAGGGAUUUGAAUGGAUUAAGGAGUGCAUCUUAGCCUUUCAACAGUUGAAGGAAUACCUAUCUCGACCACCCAUUAUGUCAAGGCCCAAGGUGGAUGAGGUGCUAUUUGCUUACAUUGCUGUGGCUUCCCAUGUAGUGAGCUUGGUGUUUGUACGGGUUGAUGAUGGUAUACAGAGGCUAGUUUAUUAUGUGAGUAAGUCACUACAUGAGGCCGAGGUCUGUUACCUAUCACUGGAGAAGGCCAUUUUAGCAGUGGUGCAUGCUACGCGUAAGCUUCCCCACUAUUUCCAAUCCCAUACAAUUGUUGUUUUAACUCAACUUUCACUUAAAUUACUUCUUCGGAGUGCUGAUUACACUGAAAGGAUUGCCAAGUGGUAUACAAUAUUAAGGGCUUUUAAUAUAAAGUACAUGUCUCACACCUCUGUCAAGGGUCAGGUCCUUGCUGCUUUAAUGGCCGAGUUUGCUGAAUCCCCAUUAGAAGAGGAAAUGGAAAAGCAGGACAUGGAUGGAAAAUCGGUUGGGUUAGUCUCCUUACAAGAACCUUUAUCCUGGAGCGUAUACGUUGAUGGUGCAGCGAAUCACAGAGGAUCUGGAGUGGGGCUAGUUUUGAUAUCUCCCGAGAGGAUCAUAAUUAAGAAAUCCUUGAGAUUAGGCUUCUCGGCCACAAACAAUGAAGCUGAGUAUGAAACUCUGUUGGUAGGAAUGACCAUGGUUCAGAAAAUGGGUGGAAAAGUAGUGGAAAUAUUCUCAGAUUCAAGGCUGGUUAUAGGCCAAGUUCAGGGAGAGUUAGAGGCCAGGGACAUGAGAAUGAAAGAAUACUUAAGUCAGGUUAGGCAUUUACAGUCAGGGUUUGAGUCUUUCAAUUUACAGCACAUUCCUAGAAGUGGAAACACCCAUGCCAAUUCUCUAGCCACGCUUGUAAUCUCCUCAGCACAAAGCCUGCCUCGGGUUAUCCUUGUUGAAAAUUUGUGUAAGGGUACUGAGAUGAAGAAUGAGGUGGUCCAUAUCCAUCAAAUUAGGGUGGGACCUAGCUGGAUGGGCUCUAUAGUAUUGUUCUUGGAGGAUAUCUUACUUGAAGAGAAGUUAGAGGCCGACAAGGUGCGAAGAAAGGCUCCUCGGUUUUGGCUGUCUGAGGACCAAAAAUUGUACAAACGCUUUUUUUCGGGGCCAUACUUACUAUGCGUACAUCUAGAAGCAUCAGAGCUACUCCUUGAAGAGCUACAUGAAGAGAUUUAUGGAAGCCACACGGGAGGUAGGUCUUUGUCUCACAAAGCCCUUACUCAUGAAUACUAG